Morus notabilis is the source of this 1630-nucleotide messenger RNA. Its product is annotated as S-adenosylmethionine synthase 2. Gene Ontology annotation, biological process: S-adenosylmethionine biosynthetic process. Bases 112 to 1293 code for a protein of 393 amino acids. Gene Ontology annotation, molecular function: methionine adenosyltransferase activity; ATP binding. Gene Ontology annotation, cellular component: cytosol. The record is from RefSeq and is a predicted model, not a curated record. NCBI's taxonomy places the organism in Eukaryota, Viridiplantae, Streptophyta, Magnoliopsida, Rosales, Moraceae. The transcript is spliced from 2 exons.
GAGCAAAAAAGUUCCUCCCUUGCCCUGCAAAUCCCAAACAAAGAGGAAGAGAAACCUUUCUCAUCUCAGAUCUGUUCUUCCUCGUUCACACUUUCUUUUUCAGAUUAAGAGAUGGAGACCUUCCUAUUCACCUCCGAAUCUGUGAACGAGGGUCACCCCGACAAGCUGUGCGACCAGAUCUCUGAUGCAGUGCUCGACGCCUGCCUCGCCCAAGACCCUGACAGCAAGGUUGCCUGUGAGACAUGCACCAAGACCAACAUGGUCAUGGUCUUUGGAGAGAUCACCACCAAGGCCAAUGUAGACUACGAAAAGAUCGUCCGUGAGACAUGCCGCAACAUUGGAUUUGUUUCUGAUGAUGUUGGUCUUGAUGCGGACAACUGCAAGGUCCUCGUUAACAUUGAGCAGCAGAGUCCUGAUAUUGCUCAGGGUGUCCAUGGCCACUUUACCAAGCGCCCUGAGGAGAUUGGUGCUGGUGACCAGGGUCACAUGUUUGGUUAUGCCACUGAUGAAACCCCUGAGUUCAUGCCUCUCAGCCAUGUCCUCGCAACCAAGCUCGGGGCUCGCCUCACUGAGGUCAGGAAGAACGGCACCUGCCCCUGGCUGAGACCUGAUGGCAAGACCCAAGUGACUGUUGAGUACUACAACGACAAUGGAGCCAUGGUUCCGGUCCGUGUGCACACAGUCCUCAUCUCCACACAGCACGAUGAAACUGUGACAAAUGAUGAGAUUGCUGCCGACCUCAAGGAACACGUCAUCAAGCCCGUCAUCCCCGAGAAGUACCUCGAUGAGAAGACCAUCUUCCACUUGAACCCUUCAGGCCGCUUUGUCAUCGGUGGUCCUCACGGUGAUGCAGGUCUCACUGGGCGCAAGAUCAUCAUUGACACUUAUGGUGGUUGGGGAGCCCACGGUGGUGGUGCUUUCUCUGGAAAGGACCCAACCAAGGUGGACAGAAGUGGCGCCUACAUUGUAAGGCAAGCUGCCAAGAGCAUCGUGGCAAAUGGGCUUGCCCGCCGUUGCAUCGUGCAGGUCUCUUAUGCCAUUGGUGUGCCAGAACCCUUGUCCGUCUUCGUUGACACCUAUGGAACCGGAAAGAUCCCCGACAAAGAGAUCCUCAAGAUUGUUAAAGAAAACUUUGACUUCAGGCCGGGAAUGAUCACCAUUAACCUGGACUUGAAAAGAGGCGGCAACGACAGGUUCCUCAAGACUGCAGCCUACGGACACUUUGGAAGGGACGACCCCGACUUCACUUGGGAGGUUGUGAAGCCCCUCAAGUGGGAGAAGCCAGAGUCUUAGAUUACUUGGGAGAACAUCAUCAUCAGUCCCUGCUGUUCGAUGCUUUUACUACAUUCGGUACUGGAUUCUUAAUAAUUUUGUGUGUUUCUUUGCUGUGCUGCUCUAUAAUCUAGAUGCAAUAGCUAAAAAAAAUGUUCUAAUAUCAUACUGAAGAUGCUCAUCUCUAUUGUUUCUUUGUUUUGUUUUUUUUUUUUUUUUUUACGUAACCAUGUUACCGGUGUCUCUGUAGUUUAAGAGAGUUUUGUCCAUGUUGAUGACACUGGUAGUAGUAGCAACAGCAGAUGCUAUAAUGUGUUUCUUUAUGAAAAACAAAAAAAAAAUGUAUUUGUUUGAAUUA